CUCGCGUCGUGAAUCGACGUAUCGCUCAUUACGAGAUUGCGUCCGUACGUAGUCUACGAACAUAAAAUUAAAAAAUAUCAGUUACAGGUUUCUGUGUCAGCCAAAGGGAACGUUCGAAGCCACUAACUGGAUACGCUCUGUUAUUCCACGUUUAUUGUUUAUCGCAAGCAAAGUGCAAAAUGUGAUGUGUGUGUUUAAGCAGCGUGCCCGUCCUGUGUAACGUUGUCCCAAAGUGAACUGGAUGGAUGUAAUGUGCUUCUAGAUUUGGAGUUAUAAUUUGUUUGGUCCUUCACACGCCGGAUCGUUUUUUUGCAAGAUACAGCGGGGAUGAUCUUCUCGUUUCACAGUAAUCUUUCCUGAUCCUUACAUGACUCUAGAGAUGACUCCAAGCCCUGAACCACGGUUAUGCGCAACUGACGCCGAUAGCCAACGAAACUCCGGUGAUUACGUCCACAGGCGAUCGGACACAACACUUCGCUAUAAGCGAAAUCACAGAACGUUAAUGAUGGCGCCACUGGGCUUCGGGCGGCGAAUAGCAGACUUCAUCACCUCCAAUACAUUUGUGAUGCUUUUGAUAUCUCUCGAACUUCUGGCGUGGCAAGGCAGAGCUGCAGCUCUGGCAAACUGUCCGAACGGAUGUAACUGCAACGACGACACAUUGGUGGUGGUCUGCGAAGAGAGUCGGCUCGAUGUCCUCCCCAUCGCCCUCAACCCCUCAAUUCAGCGACUUAUAAUCCGCAACAACAAGAUCAAAACAAUCGAUAGUUCCAUGCAGUUCUAUGCGGAGCUGCAACACCUCGACCUGUCACAAAAUCACCUCGUCAACAUACCCACUAAAAGCUUCGCAUAUCAGCGCAAACUUCAAGAGUUACAUCUAAACCACAAUAAAAUAUCCUCCGUCACAAAUACCACUUUUCAAGGAUUAAACUCAUUAACGGUUCUAAAUUUAAAGAGAAACUUUUUAGAAGAACUGCCAAAUGGUGUAUUCUCUACUCUACCGAGACUUGAAGAACUCAAUUUAGGACAAAAUAGAAUAUCUAGGAUCGAACCUAAAGCAUUCGCUGGAUUAACAGCAUUAAGAAUACUUUACUUAGAUGACAAUCAACUAAGUUCAGUGCCUACCACUUCAUUCAGCUUAUUAGGUAGCUUGGCCGAGUUACACGUAGGACUUAACGCUUUCUCUUAUUUACCAGAUGAUGCUUUUGCCGGCCUGAAUAAACUGACAGUUUUAGAUUUAAAUGGAGCUGGACUUCUGAAUAUAAGUGGAAGUGCUUUCAGAGGUCUCCCGGGAUUGAGAAGUUUAAAUCUGUUUGGAAAUAAAUUGAGUGUAGUACCCACAAAUCAGUUAUCUGGAUUAACAAGACUGGAAGAAUUGUAUAUCGGACAAAACGACUUUUUAACAUUAGAAAGCCACUCGUUUAAGGGAAUGAAAAAUCUGAAAUUGCUGGAUAUUACAGGCACCACGCAACUUGAGCGAGUUGAAAAAGGAGCAUUCGAGGAUAAUGUUAAUUUAGAGACUGUUGUAUUGGCUAAUAACAAGAAAUUAGCAAUUAUAGAAGACAGUGCUUUACUGGGCUUACCGAAAUUAAAGCACGUUUCCUUAAAAGAUAACGCUAUUGUAACAAUAAGUGAAUCCGUAUUCGUCGGUAAAGAAUUAAGACAAUUAGACUUAACGGACAAUCCAAUAUUUUGUGACUGCCAAAUAAUGUGGCUUCGUGAUCUACUAUAUGACAAAUCCAAUUUCACUCAAAUACAAUGCGCUUCUCCUGAACAUCUGAAAGACAAGUACUUGAGAAAUUUAAAAGCCGAUGAUCUAGGUUGCGUACUUCCCGAUUCAGGAAAGCAUACUAUAAUAGGUUUUAGUAUAGUCUCAAUAGUAGCUGUGCUCGCUACACUAGGCUUCUUCAUUUAUAAAUGCCGCAAACAUAUGCAGGAGAAACUAAAGGAUUUCAAGUGGAAUAAGGGACGCAAAAAUCUCGAGUACCACAAACCUAUAUCUACCGAGGAAGACUGUAUACUAGAGCUUUACGCCUCUCCGAGCGUGUUUUUCAUGUCAGGCGGCCAAGGCUCAGCUCGGCGGCCGCAGCGUUCGGGAGGCGGCGGCACUCUGCCCGCCAACGGAUUCACGUACAUCGGCGGAGAUGCGCGGCAUCAACCACUCACAUUAAACAACGGGGCACCGGCUCAUCAUCUCAACAACGGCUCCUUACGUUCCCUUCCAGAUAAAAAGAAUAACCGGAAUGGUGUUGUAUGCCAUCCGGAAAACUUCCAGCGUAAUCUCGACACGCGGUAUUCUAGGAAGCAAGAAAACGGGUAUAUCCGUAACUCGGAGACUAUAAUCGGCUUCCCGAGAAAUGACAGGGAAUAUGAGAGGGAGCACUCUGAGUACAGCGAACCGGAAUACUCAAUAAUACCGGAGAAUGGGUAUGGGCGGUCGAUCGAUGACUACCCACGCUCCUGCAGUCAUUCCAACACCUUCAACUGUUGAGAACGCCCUGUGAACUCUUUCAAUCAUUUGUGAUCUUGUAAUUCUAGCAAUAAAUCUUCAUUCCAUUAAGUUUUUCUAUGGACGGAAUCAGUGUGAUGGGAAUGUAGUGCUCUAGAGCGGUUAGUGACAUUAGUUAUCGGGCUCCGGUGUACGUACGACCAGUGAGGACUAUCCCGUAUUGUAAUUCGAUUAAAAGAGUACCUUAUUUGUAAAUUAUAAAUUUAAGUAGUGAUGGAUCUAUUUUUCAAUGAGUCGUUGGCGCCUGAAAGUGAGACUUUCAUUAGCGGGAGGUACAGUACGUACGUUGUACAGACUAGUCGUGGUAAGGUAGUGGGGCUCCGCGCGCGCCACUGCGGGGCUCCUAUAUGAUUGUACAUCAUACACUUGUGAUUUGUAUUGUUUUCCACCGAUUCGGUGGAAUUUGUAUUUGAUUUUGUACAAAAACCAUUCCAUAAGAAAACUUUUUAAUGUCUAAUAUUUUAUUUAUAAAUGAAUAAAGUAAGUGUGCGUUAAAUAAGACACCAAUAUGAGAAAAUAUUAGAUUGAAUAAGUGUAAAUAUAUUUAUACUAUAUUGAGAUAUUUAUAAAAUUUAAUACGAUCUUGUUCUUCUAAAAUUAUCAUAAAUAAUUUCUAGUUUCCUGAUAUCGUAUUGUUUGCUAUAUCGACUGAUAUCCGAAUAAGAUUUCUUACUUGUGUCACUAUUGUUAUAAUACUUACUCUAACUUCAUAUUGUGUAGGUACAAGCACCCAUUGUUUCAAAUAUCAACACGUACUUUGUAUGCUCAACUUAAUAUUGUACUUCAUUAAGACGAUAUAAAUAUAGACAUUCAAAUUAUUUAUUAGUCUCCGAUCAUUGUUUUGGCAAUUACAAUGCUAAGUACCUACAUACAGCGUUACUUUAUCAUAGACUAUUAAAUUGUGCAUUAUUAUUGCCAUAACGAUGCAGAAACGAUAUUUCUAUUCGCCUCAGAAGAUAUGAACGGGGUACUUCAACCUUAUUUAAUAUUGUUAUUAAAUCUGACUAACCACAAUAUAUGUUUGAGUAAUACUAUGUCUACACUCAAAAAUGUAAUGCAGAACUCGUACUAUAUUAUACACGCGUAGGUUAAUAAUACAAAGAAAUGUAAAUCAUGCAAUAAAGUUAUUAUAUUAUAAGUACAUAUUAAUGUUUGUCACAUUCUUACUUAUGAAAUUUAAUUUUAAUUCGAUAAUAGUGACGAAAAAAUGUGAUAAGUACUUGCAUAAAUAAUUUAUUACUCGUUUGACUUUUUUAUAAAUUAGCAGUACUCAGUCCUAAAUCUUCAAAUUACAAAUGCUGCAUAAAACGUCUGUAGGAAUAAAUUAUCGAAUGACAUUAUUAGUUUAUCAGAUUUGAGACCCAGUUGCAUUAUCAAAUUGUUCACUUUUGCCGGUAUCAUUAAAAAAAAAGUAGGCACCAAGUGAGGCUGGCCGGUGACAGCAAAAUAGAGGUUGAGAGUGUCGAUAAUAUAGAAAUUCAGAGAAUGAGAGAAGUGUGGCGGCCAUUUUGUUUUAUGUAUCUUUUCAAAAGACAAUAUCUCUACCUAUAUAAAUAAUGAUAAAUAUGAUACUCAUUCAUUUAUACUAAAAAUGUGCAUGAGAAACGCACAUUUUUUAAAUGUUCAUAUUUCAACCUGUGUACUAACUAUAAACUUGUAUGGAGACGUUACAUUCCAAUCCAAGUCAUUAAGUUUAAACAAGCCUCGAUUUUGCUUUUACCAACCGCCCAUAACCAUGCGCCUGAUAGAAAAUAUAUAAUAAUAUAUUUUUUUAACCAUACACAUAAUCUAUGAGAAAUUGAAUGAAAUAUAUGAAAUUAAUUAUAUGGAGCCCUGGCUCCCAAACCACAGCAAAUAACAUGAAAAUCAAUUCUUGAGAAUUUACAUACAAUACUUUUAAUUUUAAUGUUAUAUUUUUAUUUGUUGAAUGUGGUAGUGCUUACAUCAAAAAUUUUAAUUACAAUUUUUAUUCCAUAGGCAACUUGAAAGAUGUUUAAAACUAAUGUAGUAUUGAAUUAUACCACAUAUGACUACCUACAUGACAUACAGAGUGUAAAUUUAAAAAAUAAUCAGACAGGAAAUUCGUAAGUAAAACAAAAAAAAUUAAUAUUAUAACAACACCACUCAUAUUUAAACUGUGAUCAUUAUUGUUCAUCGUUAUCCUCUGUGGUCAUACAGUAUAUCAAAGUGUAGGGACGUUUCACAACGAAUUAGUUCCAAGUAAAACUGCUGUAAAAAAUAUUAUAUUCCUAAUAUUAAUAGAAAUUUAAUACUUUUUUUACAAAACAAAAUUAUAAUUUUUAUUUAUCUGUGGCUUUUAUUUCACUUUUGAAACACAAAGAAAAGUAAAGCCUUUUAUUUAGAUUACACUAGAUUGGCUAUAUUACCACAGAGCAUUGUAUGAAAUUACUGACUGAAUUUUCGGCCAGUGAUCAUUCUAGAAACAGUUUAAUAGAAAUAUGAUAAUAAUGCUAUCAGUAUCAUCAUUUAUAUUCAUAGAGAGAUGUUGUUUGUAAUAUUUUUCUUAAAUUUGUUUGACAUACACAUAAUAUUAUUAAUAUCCUACUAUAGUCAAAUUUACACUCUGUAUAUUUGUAGUGCUCUAUGAUUUUAUGCUACAUACUUGUUGAAAAGACUAAUAUAAGUACUUAAGCUACAACAAUAUUCAACUAAUGUGUAGAUUGUUUGUUUCUUUUUUAUUCAAAUUAACAAUUACUAUACUAUUUGGAAAGAGUUCGGUGUGAAACCGUGCACAAGUUACUUGCCUUCAUAUAAAUUCACCUACACGCUAUACUUCUUGGAUCUUAUGAUGGUAUUAUGUUCAUGUAAAUACGGAGAAAUUAAAGACUAAGUAAACGAUUUAAGGCAUUUAUUAGUGCCUAUUGAUGCCUAAAAAGUAUACAAAAAUAUUAAUUAAAUACAUAUGAAGAAAAUGUGAUUAGCGUACUCUCACCAUUGUAAUAGAUCAUCGGUCAUUUCUGUACUUUAUUGUAGUUAUUACCUACCUACAUACAAACUCGAUAAUAUAACAU
Achroia grisella is the source of this 5538-nucleotide messenger RNA. RefSeq names its product leucine-rich repeat-containing G-protein coupled receptor 5-like. The transcript is spliced from 8 exons. Gene Ontology annotation, molecular function: protein binding. The record is from RefSeq and is a predicted model, not a curated record. The coding region runs from base 368 to 2488 and encodes 706 amino acids. Lineage: Eukaryota; Metazoa; Arthropoda; Insecta; Lepidoptera; Pyralidae.